Molecule: messenger RNA, 1004 nt
Organism: Osmia bicornis bicornis
Lineage: Eukaryota; Metazoa; Arthropoda; Insecta; Hymenoptera; Megachilidae
Product: sodium/calcium exchanger regulatory protein 1
Exons: 5
Coding region: 228-635 (135 amino acids)
Biological process (GO): fatty acid transport
Cellular component (GO): cytosol; nucleus
Molecular function (GO): fatty acid binding
Source: RefSeq, a predicted model, not a curated record
CUAGUGCCGUUUCAGCUUCUUUAGAGAUAACAGUGAAUUCGUCAUUGAGUGAACGAAAACAACAUGUAACGUCAAGUGUCAAUCUAAAACCGAAUAGAAUCGAUCUAAAGUGUUAGUUAUCGAUUAUCUGCUUUGUAUUGAUAAAUACUUUGUUACAGUCUUUGGAACAACACCCCGAUCAGAAACCCGACACAAGGUCCGUAAAACAUUACCGAUCGGAACGAAAAAUGGCAUCGAUCGUUGGUACUUAUCAACACGAACGCAAUGAAAAUCUCGACGAAUAUUUUAAAGCUGUGGGUGUACCAUACAUUCCGCGGAAAAUGAUGAUCAUGUCCAGUCCGCGACUGGAAAUAUCAAAUGACGGUGACAAAUGGACCAUUCGUACCAUUUCCAUGAUACGCACAGUAGAAAUAAUAUUUACUCUUGGCGAAGAGUAUGAGGAACACAUGCCUAAUGGAGUUACACUGAAAAAUGUGACUGCAAUGGAAGGAGAUAGUCUAGUGACAACUUCAGUCGGGCCAGAUAACAAUAAACUGGUGCGGAAGUACGAAGUUACAGAGGACGGUGUGGUUUUGACAAUGACCCACGAAAAGAGUGGCCAAGUGGCAAAGCGUUAUUUUAAGCGGCUUUCGUAAACCUCGAUUAUAUUUUGGGGAAAAAAUAUUUUUGUAUUUUAUUCGUCAUACAUUAGCUUUCUACAUGUAACCUGUUAGUUUUUUUGUAUAUUUAUAUUUACAUUGUAAUAAUAAUUCUUCUAUGAUAUCUUUUGAAAGUAGGGUUUUUAAUAACGGAAAAGAACCGAAAGAAUCGUGUAGGAACGAAAGCCGCGUGAAAAUGCCUCCACUUGCCGGAGGGAAAAAAGUCGGAUCGAUCGUAAAUGUUCCCACUGUUAUUUAAAGUAUAAAGCCCCGCCUACUUUUAUUAUCCGUCACGUGUUGCAUAGUAUACAAACAAUGUUGUACUGUCAGUUGUGUUAAAUAAAAAUAAAUUCUCGCUUGAGCACA